Messenger RNA from Zophobas morio, 1161 nucleotides. Its product is annotated as odorant receptor Or1-like. Gene Ontology annotation, biological process: sensory perception of smell; detection of chemical stimulus involved in sensory perception of smell. Gene Ontology annotation, molecular function: olfactory receptor activity; odorant binding. Gene Ontology annotation, cellular component: plasma membrane. The record is from RefSeq and is a predicted model, not a curated record. The transcript has 5 exons. NCBI's taxonomy places the organism in Eukaryota, Metazoa, Arthropoda, Insecta, Coleoptera, Tenebrionidae. Bases 1 to 1161 code for a protein of 386 amino acids.
AUGAAUAGAGCAGCCCACUAUGACUGGAAAGGCAAUUUUGACAUCAACGUACGUUUUUUAAGAAAAAUGGGUCUAUGGCCAGAGGGCGACGGAACUUACAAACCAGGCCUCUACACACUUUAUGCCGCAUUCAUGGUAACUUUAUUCCCCACAAGCCACAUUUUAUCAGAACUUAUUGAUAUUUACUUCGUCCGUGAUAACCUGGAAGCUGUGGUAGGAAUAAUCUACGUAACUCUCAUAGAAAUAAUGGCAUGGAUUAAAGUUUACUUCGUCAUAACUAGAAUACAAGUCCUUAAAGAACGAAUGGAAAAUUUAAAAGCUGACUGGUUUCAGCCAAAAGAUCGAGACCAACUUUUGAUGAUCGAACCGAGUAUCAACUUUUGGAAAAUUGUCUACAAGAUACUGUUAGUGGCUUGUUUCGCUUGUAACUUUUUUUGGUUGAUACCACUUUUAACCCGGCGAAGUGGCGAUAAAAAUUUACCUUUUCUGGUUUGGUAUCCAUUUGAUUGCAGCAAAUCACCGUAUUUUGACAUAAUGUACGUUUAUCAAAUUUGCAGCACUAGUUAUUGUACACUAGUUCACACGAAUGUGGAUACUUUGAUAUCUGGUUUCAAUGUGUAUAUUGGUUGUCAAUUGGAUAUGUUGAGCGAUAAUCUGAGAGACAUGGAAAAGUGUGGCAACGGCAAAUUUAAUGUUGGAGAUGAUUUGAUAAACUGUAUUAUCUACCAUAAACAAAUUUUGAGUUUUAUUGAUGGUUGCAACCAGUUUUUCAAUGUAAUUCUUUUUUGGCAUUUGAUAAUCAGUGGAGUAACGAUUGGGAUAACAAUGUUUCAGCUAACUUUAGUGAAGCCAAUGUCCAGCGAAUUUUUUUCAAUUCUUUGGUACGGUUUUUCGAUAACUGUACAAAUUUUUAUGUACUGCUGGUUUGGAAAUGAAGUAGAAGUCAAGAGCAACCUUGUAUCUUACGCAGCUUUUGAAUCUGACUGGACAAGCUUACCAAAUGAUGUCAAAAGGAGUCUUAUGAUAUUUACACAAAAGUUGAUAGAACCUUUAAGAAUAUCAGUUUUUAAUUUAUUUGAUCUAUCCUUGGAAACAUUUAAAAGAAUCAUGAAAACAGCGUGGUCAUAUUUUACGUUAUUGACACAAUUAAAUAGUAGCUAA